GCAGUGUAGUUCUGGGUGGARUUCUUUUGAACACUCAAAGUGCAUUAACCAUCACCGCAGCUUCCGCAAGAAACCAACACAGAUUAAAUAUGAGCUUCACAGUCGAAGAGAGGGGGAACCCCAAUACAUUGAGCUAUCGUUUGUUUUUCAAAAAUGCUGAUGGAAAGUAUGUCUCCCCAUUCCAUGACAUACCCAUGUACGCUGAUGAGAGCCAGAACAUUUUCCACGUGUUGUUGAAUACAAGAUGGACCAACUCAAAGAUGGAGAUUGCGACCAAAGACCCCCUGAAUCCGAUCAAGCAGGAUGUGAAGAAGGGGAACCUGCGUUACGUCGCCAACGUUUUCCCCCACAAAGGCUACAUCUGGAACUAUGGAGCAAUACCUCAGACAUGGGAGGACCCCGGGCACAAAGAUGGAGACACUGGCUGCUGUGGUGACAACGACCCAAUUGAUGUCUGUGAAAUCGGUACCAAGGUGUGUUCGCGUGGUGAAGUGAUCAAGGUGAAGGUACUGGGGGUUUUGGCCAUGAUCGACGAGGGGGAGACUGACUGGAAAGUCAUGGCCAUCAACGUGGAGGACCCUGAAGCUAAGGACCUGAACGACAUCAGUGACAUCCAGAGGCUGAAGCCAGGUUACUUGGAGGCCACAGUGGACUGGUUCAGGAGGUACAAGGUACCAGACGGGAAACCAGAGAACAUGUUCGCCUUCAACGGAGCGUUCAAAGACAAGGUAUCCAUCUUGUACUCCAUACUGUUCGGUUCUAAUUUUGAGUAAAUAACUCACGGACAC
Messenger RNA from Salvelinus sp. IW2-2015, 788 nucleotides. Its product is annotated as inorganic pyrophosphatase. Gene Ontology annotation, biological process: phosphate-containing compound metabolic process. Gene Ontology annotation, molecular function: inorganic diphosphate phosphatase activity; magnesium ion binding. The record is from RefSeq and is a predicted model, not a curated record. Gene Ontology annotation, cellular component: cytoplasm. NCBI's taxonomy places the organism in Eukaryota, Metazoa, Chordata, Actinopteri, Salmoniformes, Salmonidae.